This is a messenger RNA of Lolium rigidum, 839 nucleotides long. RefSeq lists its product as uncharacterized. Lineage: Eukaryota; Viridiplantae; Streptophyta; Magnoliopsida; Poales; Poaceae. Bases 104 to 472 code for a protein of 122 amino acids. The record is from RefSeq and is a predicted model, not a curated record. The transcript has 2 exons.
CUCCAACGAAAGCUCCUCUCAAACCCAACCCACAACGCAACGCAAAAACCAUUUCUUUCCCCAAUCCCGUCCCGUCCUCCUCCUCCGAUCGACUUCCGACGGCAUGAGGACGGCGGCGGAGACGCAGCAGUCGCGGAUCCUCUACGAGCUCAGCGCGCUCGUGCUCACGAUCCUCCGGCCGCCGGGGGAGGCGGCCGCGGGGCCGCGGCAGGUGUCGGCGGCGGGGGUGGCGUCCAUGCUGCUGGGCGCGUCCAUGGCGCUCAUGCUCUGCGGCUCGCUCACCUUCAUGCUCGGAUUCUUCCUCAUGCCCUGGGUCCUCGGCCUCGCCUGCGUCUUCCUCUUCGUCGGCUUCCUCACCAACCUCUCCGGGAUCGGGAGGGCCAUCCUCUGCUGGCCCGCCGCGUGCUCCCCCUCACCUCACAAGGACGCCUCCACAUGGCAUAUGUUUCCCAAGUCUCCUCCAUUCAUGUAGACGUGAAGUCGAAUACGGAGUAUGCGCCCCACAGAGAUGUAUAGAAGCAGCCAAGUUUGGGCAGCACUGUCAGUGUUGCGAACUGUAUUUUCCUCCCUGGGCGACUUUUACCAUGUAACACUGCAGGUUUGAAACUAUAGCUAGGAGUAUACAUCUUGACAGCAAACUUUGUACAUACGGGAAGAAUGCUCUGGUGUAUUACGCAGGGCGUAUAAUUGUUUCAGGAGUGGAAAGCCUCUUUUCUUUCCGUAUUUUCGGAUAAGCUUGUAUCUUAUUCGCCAUGCUCUUGCUGCGGUUUGAGGGUAACAACUACUGGAAUCAGAUAUCUUUCCCAGUGGAAGGCUUGUAAUGCCACCUAUACUUGAAA